Macrosiphum euphorbiae (potato aphid) is the source of this 1578-nucleotide messenger RNA. NCBI's taxonomy places the organism in Eukaryota, Metazoa, Arthropoda, Insecta, Hemiptera, Aphididae. The record is from the annotation of a GenBank genome assembly.
AUGAGUUAUACUCAUCACCGUACACCUCCCCCUAACCGAGGAUCCCCUACGUCACCCAAACCCCCCUCCUCACCUAAUAGUUCAAUUUCUACCAAACAACCAAGCACCUCCUCAAAAAUUCCACAACCAAACGAAAAUGCAGCACACAAAUCUAAGACCUCAACCAAUACGAUGAACAAUAAUAUAACAUCAUCCAGCCAACAGAAACAACAGCCUCAACCUACACCUACCGUCUUCAACAACAACCCUACAACAACAUUCGCUGAGAAAUUGGGCAAUGGCCUGUUCCCUAAAAAGGAACAAGCAAUUGUAUUCGACGCAGUAGAUGAAAUAUCGCAAAUUGAAUAUAUAAAAAAGAUAGGUGACAUAGUUAAACCCAUAAAUAUAAUAUCGGUUUCAAAAAUCUCAAAAAAAAGAUUCUGCAUCUUCUUAAAUUCCAAAGAACUAGUAACCGAACUAAUAUCAAAACACAAGACAAUUGAAAUACAAAAUAAAUUAAUUCAUAUUCGCCACUUAUAUAACCCAGAUAAGCGAUUCAUACUAGCAAAUGUAUACAAUAAUAUUCCUAACAGUACUAUUUUGGAAGCUCUACGUUACCAUGAUAUUAUUCCCACUAGCCCCAUCACCUGCCUCAGAGCAGGUAUACAACUAGAAGGAUACUCCCAUAUACUCAGCUUUAGAAGACAAUUAUUCAUUAAAGCAGAAGAUUUGCCCAAAAUGCCUAGCUCCAUAUUUAUAAAUUAUGACGGAACAAACCACCGUAUAUUUAUCUCUGAUGACCAAGUAACUUGUUUUAAUUGUAAAAUGACUGGUCAUGUAGCAUCAAAAUGCCCGCAUAACAUAGAAUCACAGAAUUAUAAUAUUGAAAAUAAUAUUGAAGAUAUCAACGAGCCAGCAGUUGACCUCAUUACUGACAAUUGGGCAGAUAACACAGAUAAUACAGAACCAAUUACACCCAUGGAAAAUAUUGGAAAUAAUGACCUAAUUAAUAUUGACAAUUCAGCUAUGGACAUUGACCUAACUGGGGCAACAACAGAUAACGGGGGUAUUAAAAGAGCAGCGUCGAGCUCAACUACUCCUAACGCCACACAAGAACCAAUUAGUAUAAUUAAUAAGAUCGUCAUAAAGCCAACAGUAAACGAAAAAAAACAAACUAGUACUACAUCUACGGCGACGAAAAUUCAAAAAGAUCAAGUUAUCAAAAAAUCCAAAACACUAGUUAGGUCAAAUUCAACAGAAAAACUUAUCGACAAUAUAAAGCAAUUUAUUGAACCAGCCAGAAAUAUAAUAAAAAAUAAUAAAGACAUAAAUAUAGAUUUCGACCAACUCAAGAACAUAGUUAUAAAUGCACAAGGAAACGCAGACCCUAGCGAUAUUUGCAAACAAUAUGGAACUGAUACCAAAACCGUGCUUAACACGAUAGAGGUGGUCAGACCGGCAAUUAAAUCUCAAAGCCUGAAAAAUAGAUUGACUCGCUUAUCAACCAAAUUAUUAGAAACAAUGGAUUUAGAUAAUCGCGAAACGACCGUCCUCGAUACGGAUAACCCUUCGUCACCCAAUAAUUACCUAACCAAUUAA